Paramecium tetraurelia is the source of this 1275-nucleotide messenger RNA. RefSeq lists its product as uncharacterized. Gene Ontology annotation, molecular function: protein binding. The transcript is spliced from 4 exons. The record is from RefSeq and is a predicted model, not a curated record. NCBI's taxonomy places the organism in Eukaryota, Ciliophora, Oligohymenophorea, Peniculida, Parameciidae. Gene Ontology annotation, biological process: cilium assembly; protein localization to cilium. Gene Ontology annotation, cellular component: ciliary basal body.
AUGAAUUAGGAAGGAUAGGUUUAGUAAGUUUAAGAAUCUUUAAUACUAAAAAAACCACAGAGAAUCAUAAAUAGAUACAAACAUAAUUAAUUGCUUUAUAAUUAUUUUGUGAUUAGGGAUUUCAAAUCAGCUUAAGAAUUAAUUGAAAAACUAACUUAAGAACAUGGAGAUAUUCAUGAAUAUGCAAACUAGAUAUAAGGAUAUAUUUUUAAGAUGACUGGGUAGCUUUCCAAAUCAACUGAGACAUUCAAGAAGUUUUUAUCAUUUAAUGAAUAAGAUCAAGAAGUCCUAAAAACUAUUGCAAAGAACUUACAAUUAGAUGGUAGAUUCAAGAUUAGUUUAGAUGUUGCUUAGAAGGCAUUAAAUUUGAAAAAGAAUGAUUGGGAAGUAUUUUAUACUAUUGGAAAUUGCUAUUAUGCCUAAAAAGAUUUUGAUAAAGCACUUAUAAAUUAUAAAAGGGCAUUUGAACUCUCAAUUAAUGAAACAACCUAUAAUCGAUUAGGAAAAUUUUACUUGUCCUUGGAAAAGUACGAUGAAGCCUUAGCAGUUUAUAAGACUGCUCUAAAUUCAUAACCACAAAAUAAUGAACUUAAGGCAUUGCUUGGUGUAUUGCUUUUGAGGAUGGGUUAAACUCAAGAAGCCAAGAGGUAUUUAGAAAGCGUUACUGCAACCGAUACAAAGUCAUUGCUGGGUCUAGGGUCAAUAAUGCAGGAUCAAGAAAGCUAUGAUGAGGCUCUUGUAUAUUACAGAAAGCUAAUAGCAAUACAUCCGACAUCAGCAUAAGUUUGGAAUAAUAUUGCCAUGUGUUAUUAUGGGAAACAGGAAAUUCUUCCAGCAAUAAUUAGUUUGAAAAGGGCAAUUUAUUAUGAUCCUUUUGAGUCUACAAUCCACUUUAAUAUGGGUUUAGUACAUCUAUAUGAAAAAUAAUAUAUGUCAGCAUUUCAUUACUUUUAAACUGCAAUUACUUUAAAUCCAGAUGAUUCCUAAUCAUAUAUGUAUUUAGGAAUAGCCUUAAAUAAAUUGAAUGAUUUCCAGAAUGCAUGCCGAUCAUUUGAGAGAGCCUUGGAGCUUGAUAAAGAAAAAGACUAUUUGAUCUAUUUGAACUAUUGCAUAAUUUUGUUGUAGAGAGGAGAUGAAUCAUCAUAAUAUGCUUAACAAAUUUUUCGAUAUUUUUGUGAUUAAUACAAAGAGCAAGAAUAACAUUAUGAUAAUCGUUGCAAAAAGGAAGUUGUUUAAGAACUCAAGUCACAAAUAUAUAAAUAUCUAAAGUCAUGA